AUGCUGUACACAGAAUCUUUUAUUUUAAUCACGUACCAGAAAAUCGAAUCGGGCGCACCGGACUCAGGCGCGAAUGAAGAUGAUGAAUUAUCCAAAGAUAUUGCGGCAGGUACAGAUUCAGAUGAAUUAAGUAGUGAAGAUGACAUCAUACUGCAAGAGUUAACCAAUUCGAUGAGAAGGCAACCUUACCUAAAAGUUAUGGAAGUGCCGAGAGUACUGUAUGGAAAAAGAAAACAUAAUGACAUAAAUGGAGAGGCGUCCUACCAACUCGGCGUAGACUGCCGCAACGCAACAUCAUUACCAAUCGAGCCAAAAACAGGUUCUCACUAA
Messenger RNA from Parnassius apollo (apollo), 330 nucleotides. The record is from the annotation of a GenBank genome assembly. Lineage: Eukaryota; Metazoa; Arthropoda; Insecta; Lepidoptera; Papilionidae.